Molecule: messenger RNA, 3794 nt
Organism: Phlebotomus argentipes
Lineage: Eukaryota; Metazoa; Arthropoda; Insecta; Diptera; Psychodidae
Exons: 1
Coding region: 648-1067 (139 amino acids)
Source: RefSeq, a predicted model, not a curated record
AUGGUGGGCAAGUGUGCGUUAUGGCGAGGGUAUAAAGAACCAUGAAUGGUCGUACUCCGAUUCACUCUUGUCGCAACAGUCGAAUAGAUCGGAAGCAAAGUGCCGCAGUGAAGCGCUGGUGAAAGAGAGGAAAAAAUCAAGUAAAUAAGAGAUAAAGUGAUUGAGUGGUGAAUUGACUAAUCACACCCGCCUAGAAGUGAGUGGAUUUGACUGAAGAGACACCGAGGAAGAUCGUUAGAGCCCUAAAAUUGCCGAGGAAAGGAAAAAGUGUGAAGGAGCGCAGAAUUGGUGCACAUAGGACAAGUACAUAAGUCCAUCGUGCUGUGGUAAUUUUCCACUGUAGUGCGGUUGUAAACGUACGGAGAGGAACUCCUUCAAUUGGGGUCACACAGCACAGAAAAAACAUUGACUACACUCAUCCUCGUGUGUGAAUUCUGGAACUUUCCAUUCAACCGUCAAAAAUUUGUUGAGGGCAAGAAUAUCUUGUGCGUUUUGUGACAAAAUAUUGAUUUUUGCGUGAGAAAAAAUUGUCACGGAUUCUCUUCGAGACCAUCGAACAGACACAACGACAUCCACAGAGCGAUUGAAGGCCAGAAGAAUACCCCUGCAGAGAUUUUCGAGGGAUAGGUCACGGAAUCUGGACAAAGAUGGCUUUUAUGGUGCCUGUGAUGAAGAAUGAAUUCAACAUCUACAAGACGGACCGCAAUAGACGGAUAAGUGAGUGCUCGAACAGCUCCAGUUGCCGAUCGCGGAAGGUGUCGGAGAGCUCGAGGUCUGAGGGGCCCAGUUUGUCCACGUCUCCCGCCAGUGACUUUUGCAUGGGCUCACCGAGUCAGCGCAACUACUCCAUGAAUCGCAACACAUCGCGCGGCUUCUCCAGGAAUUCCUCGAGGACGUCCCAGAACUCCCUGAUGAGCCCCACGAAAACCACGAGCGUGGGCUGCAGUCCGCCCAAGCCCUCGAGCUCGGGCAGCCAGGGGAGCCUCAACAAAUUCCACAACCGUCUCGUGGACAAGCUGAAGAAGACCCUAAGGCGCGACGGUAGCCGAGAGGAGAGUCGCUCUUGAGACAACUCGCUGGACAAUGCCGGAGGAUCAGCGUGCGCGGAGCCACCCGUCACGCCAGAUAAUGCAACGCCCAAGAAGGGUGCAGUGCAGAAACUCGGCAGGCACGACACGAGGUAAAAUCUUAGGCCUCUUUCAGUGUCCAGAUCAACAAUAUUCUAAUCAUCAAUACUUUUGCAUACUAUAAGAUCACUUCUUAGACUUAAAACUGUAGUGUUAUGUGCUAAAAACGCAAGAUUGCGACCUAAACCGCUCUGUAUUGACAUUAUCAGUAGAAUCGCUAAUUGGCUGCAUUAUUACGCAAAUGAAUGCGCUGUUUUAUAUUUGUUUCAACUCAACAGCGUAUUCGCCAGGAAGUGUGAUACUCGACUUCCUGGGCUACAAAUAAGGAUUCAAAUUCAAAUUGACCUGUUCUCAACUCUUUCUCUCUUUGACUUAGUGUUUAGUUUAAGUGUAAGAAAAAUUCUGCCUAGCAGAAAAAUCCACCGCAGGAAACAUUGAAAGCUCACACGCCUAAAGGAUUCUAUUGUCCUUGCGAAAUUUAUAGUCAAGGUGAGAUUUUUCAUUGCGACAAGGUGAAAAAAUUUAUAAGACUUCUUCUGCAUAUCUUUCGUGUCACGAGAAGUGCUAAUGUUGUUACGCAAAAAGUUCACUAAAUAUCCCAAUUAGGGAGCUAAAUUGAGUGUCACAAUGCUUGAUGUUGUUGAGCGGCAUAGAAGCAAACACUAAUAAUUGGAAGUUUAGAAGUAGAGUAACGCAUUUUUUUCUAUAAUUAUUUUACAGAAAUCUUUUUCUCGAGCUUUACCAAAAUUCUGUCUAUUUUUCUGAUGUUUGUCACUAUCACAAAUUUUUGGGUUGGGAUUUACUGAUUCUUUGGCCUUUUUUCACUAUUCAAUCACUAUAUUUCCUUUCCCAUUCGGAAGAAGAACAAAUCAUGACUGGAUUCAGUAAUUGUUCUAACUGACUUUACAGAUAGAACUAGCAACUGAAGCCAGACAUGAUGUGGAAAAUUCGUGUUAGUCGGUGUUCGACGAGAGAAAAUUUGCUUUUAUUCCCUAUAAUAAUAUUGUCUGUGGGAAUAAAGUACCAUUAAGACACACGAAUUGCAAGUGUUAGAGCUUGCAAUGCAACAAGAAUGCUAAAUAACAUCGCAUUAGGAAUAACUAUAUUUCAGAAUAUGAUAAUUAACUUAUUUUUGGAGUUUGCAGCAUCACAGCAAGUGCUUAAUGUUGAAAAUUAUUUACAAAAGAAUAUCUUCUACUGUUAUGAUGAAAAAUAUAUUUACACGUCGUGUUAAUGAGAAAAGAAAAUAUUGAUAAAAUUCACGUGUGGCAAGAUCCUCACCAUUUUAUAGUGAAUUCACAGCUCAAAUUACCAAUUACAAUUUUCCUUUUUUGGUGGAAAACUCUGUGAAAAACAUGUUGUAGAGAGGAGUACAAAAAAAACUUUAAUGCCACUGUCACUGUCCAUUUUUAUCAUGUCUCUUUUUCUACUCAGGUUUUUUUUAUAUCACUUUGAUGGAAAAACGAUGAAAUUUCACAGCAAUUGGAUGAAAGAAAAAUUUUUGUAUAAAUUCAUACAUUGGAAAAUGACAAUAAUUUUUCUUGAGGGAAACAUGUCUCAAUCCAGAAGAGAAGAAAAAUCAUGCGUCAUGUUUAUCCACAUAAACAGAAGAUUCUUGAUUAACUUUCACUUCACAAAUUUUUUUGUCUUUGGUUUGAUGCAUUACCAGAAAAGAAGUUGAAAAGAAAUUCAUGAAAAUGAGAGAAACAAAUAUUAUUUAUUGAAUUUUAAUGAUAACACAGCUGUGAUAUGAAAAGAUUUACUAUAUAUUUGAGGAGAAACAAAAAAGAGAAUUAGUUUAAAGCGUAUUUGUAUAUUAUGUAUGUGCAAGUUGAGGAAAAAGAACGGCGCUGAAGAAAUUUGAUGAGAAGAAACUGAAUCUAUUUAUAUUAUAUUUAAAAGCAAGAAAAAAUUCGUACAGCUUUAUUGUGAUGUACGUAAGAUAUAAUGGAAAUAUAUAUGAUACGUGUUUAACACAUAUUUAUAUACAUUUUCACCCGAAACUUUGAUAAUACCAGUGACUCUCCAAGGCGAAACGUCAGACGCGUUUCCUUUGCGCGAGAGAACGACAAAUCGAACCAUGGAAAAAUGUUCCACAUACAGAACAAAAAAAAUCAAUGAGGAUUAUAAUUAGCCAUAUCAGAAAAGUUGUAUUACUUUGGAGAGAAAAAGGAGAAUCACAUUUUAGUUUCACGUCAUUUUCUUCUCGUCCCCAAACUUUCUGGCUGACAAAAGUAUAAAUUCAAUGGAGUUUUAACACGCGUGUACCCAUUCUGCUGACUUAACAAUAUUAUAAUAGACCUUAGCAUAAAAAUGAAAUAUUAUAAGAUAUUAGAUAUGGAAGAAGGGGAAAAUCUGGAGAAUCACAGUGAAAAUUUUUAUUGAUAUAUACUUUUCAAUUCAAAAUUAAACUUUUUACCUUUUCCUUCAGUGUAACAUUCCAAUUAGAGUUGUUUAAAAAAUAUAAAUUUUACUCCUUCAUCAGAUCAUCCUUAAUUCAUAGGUACUGUUUUUUGUAUAACUACAUUGUUUAGUUGACAUGUAAAAGUGCUAGUCACUUUAUUUACAGCCAAGUAAGCUUUUAUUUGAUGAUUAAAGAAAAUCUUAAAAUUGUGAAUUUUUUUGAAAUAAAGAAUGCAAAACGAAUUGAACCAAUUAUCACACAAA